Molecule: messenger RNA, 5184 nt
Organism: Drosophila erecta
Lineage: Eukaryota; Metazoa; Arthropoda; Insecta; Diptera; Drosophilidae
Gene: nmo
Product: serine/threonine-protein kinase NLK
Exons: 8
Coding region: 1128-2420 (430 amino acids)
Biological process (GO): protein phosphorylation; intracellular signal transduction
Cellular component (GO): nucleus; cytoplasm
Molecular function (GO): MAP kinase activity; ATP binding
Source: RefSeq, a predicted model, not a curated record
CGAUGUUUCUAUCGGCUUCCGUCCAGCUCUAGCAACGCCGAACAUAUGUUUCAAGUCUCUCUCAACUUUCGAACGCAGCGGAACGUCGAGCGCAUGAAAUCGGAAUUAUCGCCGGAAUAAACGUCGCCGCGUGUGAUCGAAAAUCCAAGUUAAGCACUGUCGUAGGGAAGCUGCGAGGUAAUCAAAGGCCAAUCGACGACCGCCCCCCGACCUCUUAGCCACGCUACGCGGCCGUGUGAUAACAAAGAUAAUGCAAUAAAGGGCAAGCAUAAGAAAAAGCUGCGAGAGAGCCAAGAAACGUGACCCAGGCAAAAAAAUUUUGUUUGUUUGUCUGGCUCUGCAUAUACAUGUACAUAGUAUAAACGUGCGUGAGAUUGUAUAUGCGCGUGUGUGUGAGCAGCCGUCGCGUUAGUAGUAGUAACACGCCAAACAACAACAAAUUAAUCUCUCGUUUUUUAUAAUAAUAAUUAAACAAAAUUACAAAAUUGUUUCCCUCUCGUUCGCUUGCUCGCUCGCUCUCUCUCACUCUCACACACACGCACGAAUAUUACCCCCGGCGCGUUGUUCUUCCUUCUCGCUCCCACGAAGGCGGAAGAGUUAAACAAAAAAAGUAAAAAAGAAAUUAUAAACGAAAAACUGCCACCGCCGCUGCUCAAUAAUUUGUGCAUUUUUUAAGUUCUUCACAAUGUCCUCAAAUCUAAUUUAAAUAAGUAAGAAGUGUAAAAAGCCACACGCAGCGAAACAAAUAGCGCUGAAUAGAGGAGCACGCCAAGCCAAACAGCAACAAAUGGCCAACAAUUGAAUGGCGGCCAUCAGUUGGCCCCAGCGGCAUCCAUUGAGCAAUCAACACCAUUUCUCCCACAUCAAAUCAAGCACCACUGCAAGCACCACCGCCACCUUAGCCACCUCAGCCACCACCGACGUCACCGCUUUGGGAACCAGAACCCGAACCACAAACCAAUACCCCGUCCAAACCACCACCACCACCACCACCAUCGCCACCAGCCACAUCCACAUCCACAGCCACAGCGGAGCAGAACCACAACCACUGUGCUCCAUCGGCAACAAAUACCAGAAGCGGGUGCAGCUGCUCGAGUUAUUUGGAAAACUUGCCGCGUAGUCCAUCAAUGAGCGUUUCGAUGUCACUGGUACAGGGUGGUGCUGCCGGUGGUGCGCCACAGGGCGCCAGCGCAAUCUUGGCCGCAGCGGCUCCCUACUAUCAGCCGCCGGCCGUUCCCCAGGAUGUCCAGCCGGAUCGUCCCAUCGGCUAUGGAGCAUUCGGAGUUGUCUGGGCCGUCACAGAUCCGCGGGAUGGACGACGCGUGGCCUUGAAGAAGCUGCCAAAUGUGUUCCAAUCGCUGGUCUCAUCGAAGCGCGUUUUCCGCGAGCUGAAAAUGCUGUGCUUCUUCAAGCAUGAGAAUGUUCUUUCAGCUCUGGACAUUCUACAGCCACCGCAUUUGGAUUUCUUUCAAGAAAUCUAUGUGAUAACGGAGCUGCUGCAAUCGGAUCUGCACAAGAUAAUCGUGUCGCCGCAGCACCUGUCCGCCGACCACAUCAAGGUGUUCCUCUACCAGAUCCUGCGCGGCCUCAAGUAUCUGCACUCGGCACGCAUCCUGCAUCGCGACAUCAAGCCGGGCAAUCUGCUGGUCAACUCGAAUUGUGUGCUCAAGAUCUGUGACUUCGGAUUGGCCCGCGUCGAGGAGCCGGAUCAGGCCAAGCACAUGACCCAGGAGGUGGUCACCCAGUACUAUCGCGCACCGGAGAUUCUGAUGGGCGCACGCCACUACUCGUCGGCGGUGGAUGUGUGGUCGGUGGGCUGCAUCUUCGGCGAGCUCUUGGGCCGUCGCAUCCUCUUCCAGGCACAGAACCCCGUGCAGCAGCUGGAGCUGAUCACCGAGCUGCUGGGCACGCCCACCAUGGAGGACAUGCGGCACGCCUGCGAGGGCGCCCGCACUCACAUGUUGCGCCGGGCGCCCAAGCCGCCCUCAUUCUCGGUGCUCUACACACUCAGCUCACAUGCCACGCACGAGGCGGUGCACCUGCUCUGCCAGAUGCUCGUCUUCGAUCCGGACAAGCGCAUCUCCGUGACAGAUGCCCUGGCGCAUCCGUAUCUGGAUGAGGGACGUCUGCGUUACCACUCGUGCAUGUGCAAGUGCUGCUUCACUACCUCAGCCGGAAUGCGUCAGUACACGGCUGAUUUUGAGCCCUCCGCCGGCCAGCCCUUCGAUGAUCUGUGGGAGCGCAAGCUGACAUCCGUGCAGCAGGUCAAAGAGGAGAUGCACAAGUUCAUUGCCGAGCAGCUGCAAACGGGUCGUGUGCCGCUGUGCAUCAAUCCACAGAGUGCUGCCUUCAAGAGUUUCGCCAGUUCGACUGUGGCACAUCCUUCGGAGCUUCCGCCCUCGCCUCAUCAAUGGGAAUGACGGCAAAAUGAGGCGAUUGCUGCCUAAAUUCGAAACAAAAGCAACACAGCCAAACGAUAGACCCUUGCCGCCGAGAAGAAGGAGGAUAGGAGUCGAUUCCCAGUCCAAAAACCCUCGAAAACCAACCCCAUCCAACUCAACCCAAUCCAGAGAUAACUCAGCCAGGAACAACUAUUGAAUAAUUUUUAAGCGCCAAACGGCUUUUGAGUGGGCGUUUGUCUGUUUGAAAGUUAAAGCAUUCCACCACCGAAAUUAACUAAAACAAAACAAACAAAUAUUUAAUAAUACUAUAGACAAACAAAUAUGUAACGUAACUCAACGGAAACUAGUCUAAACAACAAAACUGUAGUUAAAACAGCAGCAUCAUCGACGCAAAACAAGCGAGUUUAAAGAAAACGAAAAUGUUAAAAAACAAAAAAAGCAAAAAAUUAACGAGAAAGUGAGGGAGCAGCAGCAGUAGAAUCUACGCACUAAAAACAAAGCGUAUUAACAAAUAACUAUAAUUUUUUGGCAACAAAGCAGACAUUUUGUUGUGCUUGACAUGAAUUGGAAACGAAAAUUCAAUUAAAAUGAAAAAAAACAAAAGAAUCGUUUUAUCGUUUUAUGUUAAGCUCCUAUUAAAACUAUGUAUAUGUAAAUUAAUUAGCAACACACACAGACAUCGUAUUCAUUAUAUACAAGUAUGCUUAACUCUUAAAUAUAUCGAUAUAUAUAUUUAAAGUAAAAUAGUUACAAAAUGCACACAAAUCCAACAUUUGUUUGCCAAAAUUUACCUCAAGCGAUAGUCCUUUUCGUCCGCAAAAAAGGACCGAUUCAUUUUCUGUUAGCUUACGACAAAAACAUGUAAUAAUGCAAUGUGUAGCUACAGUUAAAUGUGUACUAAGCGCUAAAAGAAAAACAAGUUCUUUUGAAAUUAUGCAACUAUUUUUAUUUACACAAACGUUUGAAGCUUCAAAUUUGAAACUGGUUUCUAGAAAUAUACUCUAAAUGUAACUGGCCAAAGAAAAAUGGUCAGCCCCCUAACUCAUUAGGAAAAAGGAAAAAUAUUCGAUGAAAUUAGUUCAAAGUUUCAACUGUCGACUGAACAAAAAUACAAUAUAAAUUAAUAUAUAUAUAUAUAAAUUAAACAAUUUCAACUUAAUUUAGUUACGACAAUUUUCGCUUUGAUAAUAGUUUGUUAAGCUUCUUAACCAUUAGUUUCAUAAAUGUAAACUACAAAAUAAACAAACCAACAAAUGAAAAACCAACAAGUGGACGACGCACUGCCCCCAGUGAAUGGUUCGAGCGGAUUGAUCCCAACUGGACGGAAAGUAGAUCCCAAAGAUCCCAUUGGAGGUAUCUACUUGGAGUCUCACGGCGCCGCCCGAACCAAUUCGAUUUUAGUUAUGUUUAAUUUGCUCUUAGUUGAUUACAAUGUAAUAUAGUUUAAUUUUCGACUAACUACACCUCUGUCUCUCUCAAUGCUCAUCGCUAUAGACUAUAGACUAUAGCUAAGGUGCAGGACAGGAUUGGUUAUAGAGGAUCAAUUGCUAAGGCCUCGGCUGCCCAGAACAUUAAAUAUGUUUAAGACUGAGUUUUCUCAUUUGACGAUGACGAUUGAUUGAUUGAGGAUAUGCAAUAUAUAAUUCGCACUUCAUUUAGUUGAAAGAACAAAAUUUUGAUGUAGAUUAAGCACUUAAACGAAAUUAAAAAGCGUAUACCGUGUAUGUGUAUUUGAAUGUCUUUUGUCUUCAAUGUUUAGAGCAAAACAAAUGCAUGAAUAUUUAAUCGAAAAACGACGAUGGAGUAGAAAGAAACUCUUCAAGAAAAUUUAAACUGAAGCUAAACUUAAACUUUUCUCUUCGAUUCUCUUAACUGUGCUGCUUUCUUAUGUAUGUAGUUAUUAAUUAAGCAUUAUAUAUAUUAUCCAAUAUAUAUACAUGUAUGGAUUAGCGUAAAAACAAACAAAAAAACAAAACAAAAACCAAUAUGAAUUCAAAACUUUCACGGAGAUCUCAUAGCAAAAACAAAACGAAAUGAAAGAAAAGAAAAGCAUAAUGGCACCAAAAUGCAAAGGCAUCGUGCAGCGAAGUAGAAUUUCUUUUCAACUUUUGUUUAUAACUAAAGUUUUUCUUAACCGUAAACAUUAGAGUACAGUUUGUUUUCCCCUCAUUUGACCAGAGACAACCGCUCGAAUUAAAUUGACAUCAGCAUCGACAUCGACAUCCACAUCAACAUCAUUUACAUCUCUAAGCACAUACUCGUACUCCCCGUAGUGGAACAUAUACAAAUGCGACUACGCAUACGGAUUAGUUAGUUUUCUUUUCGGUUAGGCAUCGUGUACAUAGCAUUAUCUCCACGCCCCCACCAAUAAUUAGACCACACCUCUCUCUAGCACAGUAAGAUGGUUAGUAAGAUGGUACGAUACGAUACGAGUACGAUAAGUAAAUGGACAUGUACAUUAUACUACACGAAUAGCACAACCCCGCGAUUGGAGCAGGUCUGAACUAAAACAUAAUGUAAUUCACACAAGAUAUGGGCCCAUUAUUGGGUGUAUGAUUUGGGGCGACUCUGUCGCCUGUUUGAAAUGAGUUCAUAAGUUAAGAUCAACUGUAACUGUAAACUGCAUUAGUAUUUGACUUGUAAACCGAUUUUAAGGAUCAUUCUUAACUAUAUAUAUUAGAUACGAAUUACGCAUUAAUUUACGUUAAAUGAGAAUAAUACGAAAAAACUGUGUAAACUGUUUGUAUAAAAAAUAAGAACAAAACAAAAAAAGAAGAAAACG